Messenger RNA from Colletotrichum navitas, 429 nucleotides. RefSeq lists its product as uncharacterized. The record is from RefSeq and is a predicted model, not a curated record. Gene Ontology annotation, cellular component: membrane. The coding region runs from base 1 to 429 and encodes 142 amino acids. Gene Ontology annotation, biological process: transmembrane transport; amino acid transport. The transcript has a single exon. Lineage: Eukaryota; Fungi; Ascomycota; Sordariomycetes; Glomerellales; Glomerellaceae.
AUGGCGCAGGUGGUCUCUCAGGAUCCCGGUGCUCGCGAGCACGAUGCCGGCUUGGGCGUCAAGGGCGACAUUAAGGAUGGCUUCGCUACUCGCCCCUCCCGCUCGGACGAUGGCGGCGCCGACAACAUGCUGGAGCAGCUUGGCUACAAGCCCGAGCUUGAGCGCAGUCGUUCGACGCUGCAGGUCGCCUUUAUGUCCUUCGUCCUCGCUUCCAUUCCCUACGGUCUGGCCACAACCCUGGUCUACCCCUUGGCUGGCGGUGGUCCCGUAAACAUCAUUUGGGGUUGGCUCGGCGUGUCUUUGAUCAUCAUUUGUGUCGCUGCUUCGCUUGGUGAAAUCACCAGUGUCUACCCUACUGCCGGAGGUACUUACCGACUCUCCCUUGCCCGUCAUGCCCGCCUUGCGGCGCCCGAACCGGUCCCGAUAUAA